Vanessa atalanta (red admiral) is the source of this 1188-nucleotide messenger RNA. Its product is annotated as EKC/KEOPS complex subunit Tprkb-like. Gene Ontology annotation, cellular component: EKC/KEOPS complex; cytosol; nucleus. The transcript has a single exon. Gene Ontology annotation, biological process: tRNA threonylcarbamoyladenosine modification; telomere maintenance via recombination. The record is from RefSeq and is a predicted model, not a curated record. Lineage: Eukaryota; Metazoa; Arthropoda; Insecta; Lepidoptera; Nymphalidae. Bases 180 to 710 code for a protein of 176 amino acids.
AUUGUCAUUGUCAAUAUGUUUACAUACAAUUAUGUCACAUUGUGCAUAUAUUUUUGAUUUUUGUAAUUAAUAAAAUAUUUGUGUGUCUAUUUUAUACAUUCAUACCUUUCCAUGAGUCAAUAAUAAACAGAUUAAUUUGGCUGACAUUGUCGUAUUGUAUUGCUGCCAAAAAAAAAAAAAUGUCUCCGGAACCUUACACUUGUGCUCUUGAUCCUAAAACUGAAACGAGGGUCAAGAUAUAUCUCAUGAGGGAUGUUAAGAACGUCGAAACGAUAAGAAGCAAUGUUAUUGACGGUACCUGGAAAUGUGCAGUAAUAAAACCAAGCUUAAUACUAGACAUUCUUCAAGUUGUCGUAGCCGCGAACCGGGCCAUACUGUCAGAAAGAUCCAAUACAAUGGUAACGAAGACUGUUUACUCGGAAAUAUUGUACAAUUUAUCCCUGACUAAGAAUAUCUCACAAAGUCUAAGUAAAUUUGGUGUUGAAAAGGACAACAGUGUACUCAUCUGUUUUUUAGUUAAUGAAACUGAUGAAAGUGAAGACAUUAUAAAUGCAAUAGAAGGAGAAUUAUGUUCUUUGAGUGAAUUAAAUAAAUUUACUAAUUUAAAAGACGUUAAAAGUGCGUAUAAAUUGAAUAAUUUGAAAUCUGAUCUGGAUUUGCUAGAUGUCAUUAUAAGCAGAAUGGUUACCAAGAGUUUUGUUAGUCAUUAAAGUUUUGAGUAUAAAAUAUUUUUUUUUAAUUUUAUGAUAUAUUUUUUCCCAUUAUUUUUUCUUGAAUUCAAUUGAGUCUAUUGCCAGUUCUUAUUAGUAGAAUCCACAUUCGGAACUGGUAGUAGAGCACAGAGCUGAAGAUUCAGAAGUACUUGUAAAAGAUCUAUUUGAAUAUAAAAGUUUUGAUUGGAUUGUAAUUUUUGAAUAAUGUAAACAAAACUUUUACUAGUGAAAUGGUAUCUGGCUACCAGCAAAUAUAUAUAUGUGCCAGGAACCCCCAGAAGUACUUCCGUAUUGAAGCAAUGCUUUGUUCCUGAGAUUGCUAUAUCUCAAAUAAAAGCAACCCUUUAAUUCUAACCUUAAAAUUAGGUUGUAAUCAAUUAUUAUGAAAUUGAGUGACGUUCGGCGCAACGGGAUGUGCAGUAUCAGACUGACACUCAUUUAACAUUAACAGCUAUUAAUAUUUGGUGUUUUUAGG